AUGGAUGAUAGUAACCCUAAUGAAUUCAAGAACAAGAAAGUGCAUCCACAACUGAAAUCAAGUUUCCUUUGCAACGUAUUUUUUUGUUGGGGAUUGAAAUUAUUGUAUAAAGGAUGGAAUAAGGAACUUGAUGAAGACGACCUAUACCAGCCCUUCGAAGAACACGUUUCCCACAGGUUAGGAGACCGACUCGAGGAAAUAUGGAAACUGGAAAAAUUGAAUCAUUCGAAGCCGUCCCUACUUCGUGCUUUGUGGGUGAUGUUCAGGAAAGAGAUUUUCUGGCAUGCUGGAUGGACAUUUAUAUUAGAAUUUUUCUUAAAAAUGUCUCAGCCAAUUUUACUAGGUCAACUUAUAAGAUUCUACGAACCGAAUCAAACAACUAUAACCUUACAACAGGCAUACAUUUACGCUGCAGGCAUUGUCUUGGUGUCACUCAUGUAUGUUCUAGUAAGCCACUCGUUCUACUUAUCCCUUCAACAUCUCGGAAUGAAACUGCGAAUUGCAUGCUGCUCCCUGAUAUACAGGAAGACUUUGAAAUUAAGCAAAAGAGCUUUAGUUAACACUACCAUUGGUCAGAUGAUCAAUCUGCUCUCUAACGAUGUGAAUCGUUUCGAUAAUGGCUUCAAAUAUUUCCAUUAUCUUUGGGCAGCCCCUCUAGAAACACUAGUGAUAAUGUAUAUUUUAUAUCGAGAGUCUGAUAUCACCGGCCUUGCAGGAUUCUCAAUUUUAGUAAUCUUCAUACCUUUACAAAUGAUUCUGGGCAAGCUGACAACGAUUUUCCGUCAAAAAACAGCUAUAAAAACAGAUGAAAGAGUGAGACUGAUGAGCGAGAUCAUUUGUGGAAUUCAAGUCAUCAAAAUGUAUACUUGGGAGACGUUUUUUGCGAAACUCGUAGAAUACGUUAGAAAAGCAGAAAUAAAUCAAAUACAGUUAACUACCUACGUCAAAGCAUUCCACAUGUCGUUCAACAAAUUCAUAACUCGAGUCUCAGUUUUCCUUUGCAUCAUAGUCUAUACCUUCACAGGGCAUAGAAUAAACGCACAAUACGUUUAUGUCGUAUCUUCUUUCUACAACAUCCUCAAAUCAGCCAUCAGCAAUGACUUUCCUCAAGGAGUCAGUCAAACUGCUGAACUCCUAGUGACCAUAAAGAGAAUACAAAACUUCUUACUGUUCGACGAAGUUCAAACAGAAUCUCGCAAGCUCUCCACCAAAUAUGCCAAGAAGAUCUACACAUCUACUCCACUAGUCAACAGUUCGAUCAAGAAAUCAGUAGGUAUAUACCUUCAAGAUGCAUCUGCUGAUUGGAUAACCUCUCAAGAAGAGCACACUCUGUCAGACAUCAGCUUCAAUGUUGGGCCUAAGCAGUUAGUGGCAAUAGUUGGAGCUGUAGGAUCAGGCAAAACUUCCCUACUCCAUAUUAUAAUGAGGGAACUACCCUUAUUGAAAGGCAAGAAAGAUGUAGUUGGUAAGAUAUCCUACGCGUCGCAAGAACCUUGGCUGUUUGCUGGUACAAUCAGGCAAAAUAUCAUCUUUGGAGAGGACUUCGAAGGUCAGAAGUACGAAAGGGUCAUUAAAGUCUGUGCGUUGGAGAAAGACUUUGCGCUCUUGCCCUAUGGAGAUAAGAGUAUAGUUGGUGACAGAGGAGUGACUCUGAGUGGUGGACAAAGAGCAAGAAUCAACUUGGCACGAGCCAUCUACAAGAAAGCAGAUAUCUACAUCCUUGAUGAUCCGUUAUCGGCAGUUGAUACCCAUGUAGGUAAACAGCUGUUUGAUGAAUGCAUUUGUACUCAUCUCAAGAACAAGUGUACUGUUCUUGUCACCCAUCAAAUUCAAUACUUGCGGAAUGUCUCUAGGAUUUACCUUAUGGAAAGCGGCUCGAUAGCUACUUUUGGAACUUAUGAAGAAAUUCAAAAAGCCCCAGUGGAAUUUGCCAAAUUGUUCAAGCAUCAGGUGGAAGAAGAAGAGAUAGAUGAUACAAUCGAUGAAGAGUUAUCGGAAUCUAAGUAUUUCGAGAGUGUAACUGACGAUGAGCCUACAGAAAUUAAAGAGAGUAGGAAAAUUGGAAGUAUAUCGUCGAAGGUGUAUAAAGAGUAUAUCAAGGCUGGUGGUGGCUGGUGUUACACCAUGUAUAUUUUGGUUUUGUUCGUUCUCACUCAAUUUCUUGCUAGCAGUGCGGAUUAUUUCGUCAAAUUCUGGGUUAAUCACGAGCAAAACCUAUUCAAGAAAGAAACUGAAAACUCAACAUUGUAUCAAUCCUACCUCGACGACGUUACAAUGGAAGAGAAAUUCAACACAAUAAUAAUUUACCCCGUAAAUACCGUGGAAUCAGAUGAAUACGCUUUCCUCACUACGAAUAAUUGCAUUUAUAUCUACACAUCCAUAGUUCUCUUAGUCAUAGUGACCACAAUUGUGAGAUCGAUAUCUUUCUUCAGAAUGUGCAUGAAAGCUUCUGUGAAACUCCACAAUAAAAUGUUUGCCAAAGUUUGUAGAGGAGCCAUGUUCUUCUUCAAUAGCAAUCCAUCUGGAAGGAUUAUGAAUAGGUUCUCAAAGGAUAUGGGAUCCAUUGAUGAAACACUACCUCUGGUUCUCAUAGACACAAUUCAGAUUGCAUUGAACGUGUUUGCAGUUAACAUCGUGAUAGCCACAGUUAAUCCAUGGAUUUUAAUACCCACAUGUUGGAUUGCUUUCAUCUUCUAUUUAUUCAAAAUAGUCUACGUCAAUUCUAGUAGGAAUGUGAAGAGGAUGGAAGCUACUACACGUAGCCCAGUGUUUUCUCAUAUCCAUGCAUCUCUCCAAGGGCUCACCACUAUAAGAGCAUUUGAAGCUCAAGAAAUUUUGAGGAAAGAGUUCGACAGACAUCAAGAUUUACACAGUAGUGCAUUUUAUUUCUUCGUGUGUUGUACUAGAACCUUCGGAUUUUGGUUGGAUCUUCUCUGUGUUGCUUACAUCGCCAUAGUUACGUUGAGUUUCUUUUUCAUGGGAAAUGAAACUUACGGAGGAAACGUAGGCCUAGCGAUAACCCAAGCCUUGAGCCUAACAGGCAUGUUCCAGUGGGGCAUGCGUCAAUGGAGCGAACUAGACAACUCGAUGACCUCUGUAGAACGAAUCGUAGAGUACACAGAAAUCCAGCAAGAAGCCAUCAAGGACGCGAAAGUCCCUCCGAAACCAUGGCCAGAACACGGCAUGCUGGAAUUCCAAUCCGUCUAUCUCAGAUACGCCACCAACGAGCCUUACGUACUCAAUAACCUCACUUUCAAGAUCAAACCUAGAGAAAAAGUGGGCAUAGUAGGUAGAACUGGAGCCGGCAAGUCGUCCCUGAUAUCGGCGCUCUUCAGAUUAGCUGAUACUGAAGGGAAAGUGCUGAUAGACGGGAUCUGCACGAAAGACAUACCUCUCCACUGUUUGAGGUCGAAUGUUGCCAUCAUCCCGCAAGAACCGGUCCUAUUUUCUGGAACGCUCAGGUCCAAUCUGGAUCCGAUGAAUCUAUAUGGUGAUGCUGAACUGUGGAAUGCCUUGGAGAAAGUCGAAUUGAAAUCUCUCGUCUCAGAUAUGAACUUGGGUUUGGAGAGCAGAAUGAGCGAAGGUGGAUCAAAUUUCAGUGUAGGUCAACGCCAGUUGGUGUGCCUGGCCAGAGCGAUUUUGAAGAAUAACAAAAUACUCGUAUUGGAUGAAGCAACUGCCAAUGUGGAUCCCAAAACAGAUAGUCUCAUUCAGUCUACCAUCAGGUGUACCUUUGCUGAUUGUACUGUUUUGACAGUAGCUCAUAGAUUACACACCGUCAUGGAUAGUGAUAAAGUUCUAGUGAUGGAUGCUGGAUCAGCUGUGGAAUUCAAUCACCCUCAUAUACUUCUGGAAAAUACUGAAGGGAUAUUCUAUGGACUUGUCAAAGAAACCGGCAAAGCGAUGGCGGAUCAUUUGACAGAAAUAGCAGAAAAGAGCUUCCUGAAGCAUCACAAAUGUUGA
This is a messenger RNA of Phaedon cochleariae (mustard beetle), 3963 nucleotides long. NCBI's taxonomy places the organism in Eukaryota, Metazoa, Arthropoda, Insecta, Coleoptera, Chrysomelidae. The record is from the annotation of a GenBank genome assembly.